Messenger RNA from Eimeria acervulina, 435 nucleotides. RefSeq names its product AP-4 complex subunit sigma-1, putative. Gene Ontology annotation, cellular component: membrane coat; intracellular membrane-bounded organelle. Gene Ontology annotation, biological process: intracellular protein transport; vesicle-mediated transport. The transcript is spliced from 2 exons. Lineage: Eukaryota; Apicomplexa; Conoidasida; Eucoccidiorida; Eimeriidae. The record is from RefSeq and is a predicted model, not a curated record. Bases 1 to 435 code for a protein of 144 amino acids.
AUGAUUAAGUUCAUUUUAAUGGUUAAUAAACAAGGACAAACGCGUUUAUCGCAGUAUUAUGAAUUUUUAAGCGUUGCAGAGCGCGCAGCACUUGAAGGCGAACUUAUACGCAAAUGCCUUUCUCGUUCGGAGAAUCAGUGUUCUUUCAUUCAAUAUCGUCAGUACAAAGUCGUCUAUAGACGGUAUGCGAGUUUAUAUUUUAUUGUGGGGCUGCUGGAUGAACAGUCGGUGAAUGAAUUAGCUAUAUUGGAGUUAAUUCAUUGUUUAGUGGAGACACUCGAUCGUUACUUUGAAAAUGUUUGUGAAUUAGAUAUAAUGUUUCACUUAGAAAAAACGCACUUUAUUAUCAGCGAAAUGAUUGCAGAUGGAUGCAUCAUAGAAACAAAUAAAGCCAAUAUCAUGGCUCCAAUUCAAAUGCUAGAAAAAUCUCCCUAA